AUGCAGGCUAAGUUUGAGUUGCACGAUCAAGAGGGUCAACUUGCUCGAAUUAUCAACCACCCCCAGCAACACUACCACAACGACCACGUUCAACGUGCUACUACUGAGGAACACCACCAAGAGCCGGGGCAAAGUCCGUCAGAGGCUAGCCAUUCACCAUUGGGCACACAGGAAAUUCGUUAUCAGAUAGCCUCACUGCCAUCUGCUGCACCACUAUUACUACCACCAAUACUACAGGUACCAGUACCAGUACCAAAGCCAAAACCAGUAUCACUCUCAAAAAAAGAAGCUCCCUCAGGUCCACCACAUUCUUUCCUUCAUUCUGUAUAUCCCUCUUCCGGACUAGCAGGGGAGCCGGGAAUAGUAGCAACAUUUGUAGACCUACAAGAGCCCCCCUCACCCAACCAGAAACUAGAAGAGUGUAAGGUGAAGAUCGAGUCUCACCGUUCGUCUCUUGGCUCAGCACCAUCAUCCACUCCUUUGUCUCCACACCAUUGCUCAUCCCAGCAGGCUACUGAGAGCAUCCCGCAUAUCCCACAUCCAUCUUUAAGUACUUCAACUCCCCAACCUCCCAAUCCUGGGUUUACUGGAUCUGCUGCCUGGCGCCGUCGUCUGUCCAAAACACGCUCUCUUACGACAAUGACUGCUUCAGUAAAACGCUCGCUUUCCACCCCUAACGUGCAGCAGGCUGCUGCCAUGGCCGCUGAGGGCCCUUCUUCUACUUCUGGCUUGCCCUAUUCGACAGGCAAAGGUCGAAAUAAACUCGGUUACCAUCGAACCUCCGUUGCAUGUGGUCACUGUAGGCGUCGGAAAAUUCGCUGUUUACUGGCAAAGGAAGACAUGCAUGGACGCUGCUCCAACUGCAUUCGUUUGAAGAAAGAGUGCUCAUCCGGAUCAUCCCCUUCCCCUGGGUUUGGACCAGGCCAAUUAUCUGAAAAUGCCAACGGUUAUCCAGUCUCCGUUCCUGUCACUCCAACCUGGGGAGCGGAAUACGAGUUUGGACCCGCUGCUUUUGAACACCAAUUUUUACAAAACGGAAUUUCUAGACCAGGACGGAUUAUGGGGCUUUCUCAAUCAGCUUCAGUUUCCCGCAGACCCAGCAUGGCUCAAAUGCACACACCGGCAACUGUAAAGGUAGAGCCAGGAUAUUCGGAUUUGGUGCCACGAUGGGAAUUACCUUCUCAACCCGAAUCCUCUGCCGACUUUUCUUCUCGAGCUCCGCUAGAGGACCCUUCUUUGUCCUCAGUAAUUUGGAGGGCAACUUCAGGCCCAAUGACUGGAAAUAAUUUUUCUCAGCAAAAUAUCAGUAACACACCGCUCCCUACUGAUUCGAUAGAAAAUUUUGAGGAAGGCAUUUGGACUUCUCAGGCCCCCUCCCGGAUGGGCUCAAUUGACCAGGGCAUGAAUCUACCAUUCAGUUAUCAAUCCGCUUAUUCGUCAGAUGUCGAUCUGGGCAUACCACCUGAAAUGUAUUCAGCUAGUGCAUCUACAGCCUCUCUUACCGCGUCGAUUUCUGAAUCUUCGCACUAUGGAGAUCAUCAAUUUUAUUCGACUCAAUGGCCAGAGCAUGGGGCAGUUGGUAAUGGGUGUGAUAUGGAUGGCAUGCGGUUGGAUUCAGAUACAUUUGAUCAAGCGUCAUUCGCGGAUGAGGAGUCAUAUAUCGGUGUAGAUGGGGGUCUCCGUACUAUCCCUCCCCACUUCAGGGUACGGCGCCUGUCUCGAUGUCGCAGAGAUAAUGAAUACGCCCAUCAAAAAUUGGCAUGCCCUUGA
This is a messenger RNA of Morchella importuna, 1770 nucleotides long. RefSeq lists its product as uncharacterized. Gene Ontology annotation, molecular function: zinc ion binding; DNA-binding transcription factor activity, RNA polymerase II-specific. The record is from RefSeq and is a predicted model, not a curated record. Lineage: Eukaryota; Fungi; Ascomycota; Pezizomycetes; Pezizales; Morchellaceae. The transcript has 3 exons. The coding region runs from base 1 to 1770 and encodes 589 amino acids. Gene Ontology annotation, biological process: regulation of DNA-templated transcription.